AUGGCUUUUAAAACUAAUAAUAACUUGAAUGUCAUACUCUUCUAUCUGUUUUCUCCAUAUUUCACUGAACCCUACCUUAAUAAAAACAUCCUGCUGAGAAAACCAACCCACAACAGUUCGGCUCUUUCUUCAACAGCUUUGUAUGAUUCAAGAUUGGCAGUUGAUGGAGAUAGGAAUCGUAACUUCUGGGCCGGAUCGUGUUUCCAUGCUGUUGCAGAAACAAGCGCUCAAUAUUAUAUCAUCGUCGAUAUGCUCUACUCCUACAAAGUGGACCAUGUUGUCGUUUGGAGCAGAGAUGCAAAUGCCGCUCGUUUAGAUUACUUCCUUAUUGGGUUGACCUCGAUAAAUUAUUUUAUGAAAACGACAACUGUGGCAAGAGGCUCCUAUCCUCUCUGCGGUCAGUACCCUUACGUGACUCAGGUAUCUAACAAGCUCUCGACGUUGAAGUCGGCUUCACGAUUUGUGAGAUUGAAGCUUUCCCAGUGGCUGAACCCGCAAUUUCUGAACGCCUAUGGAUCAAGAACUCACGCUUGCAACUAG
Helobdella robusta is the source of this 540-nucleotide messenger RNA. RefSeq lists its product as hypothetical. The record is from RefSeq and is a predicted model, not a curated record. Lineage: Eukaryota; Metazoa; Annelida; Clitellata; Rhynchobdellida; Glossiphoniidae. Bases 1 to 540 code for a protein of 179 amino acids. The transcript has 5 exons.